This is a messenger RNA of Brassicogethes aeneus, 543 nucleotides long. Lineage: Eukaryota; Metazoa; Arthropoda; Insecta; Coleoptera; Nitidulidae. The record is from the annotation of a GenBank genome assembly.
AUGACAGAGAUGGGGUUUUGUUUGUCCUCUUCGCAAUGCAAUGAUAAAUGGAGAUACCUCAAAGCUAAGUACACUGCUAGAAAAGACAAUAUGGGUGCUAAAGGGACAGGACAGGAGCCAACUUAUUUUGAAUAUUUUGAAAAAAUGGAUUUAUUUCUAGGAAAAAAACAUACAAUCGUCCCAAUUGCGGUAGCGUCGUCAUCCAAAGGUGCCACUGAUUUUCCAGAGGUCGCCGGCUUAAAUUCUGAAGAAGAGCAGGACAAAGAAGAAACCUCAGGUUCUGCCGUCAAAAAGCGUAAGGUGCACAGCAAGGUAUCAUCGGUGGUAAAACAAAAUAAAAAGCCGGUGCAAGCAAUAAUGGAGAUUAUCCAAAAGGGUGCCGAAAAUAGAGAAGCCCACCGAAAUCAGCGACACCAAGAAACUGUAGCCUUGCGUCAAGAGGCAAUAAAUGAAUCAGGUGUUGCAAGAAGCCAGAUAACAGCCAACAAUUGUCUUUCUACAUCGAUGGUGCUUCUUCCUGUAACACCGCUUCGUAGUAAAUAA